Messenger RNA from Physella acuta, 1590 nucleotides. RefSeq lists its product as uncharacterized. NCBI's taxonomy places the organism in Eukaryota, Metazoa, Mollusca, Gastropoda, Physidae. The record is from RefSeq and is a predicted model, not a curated record.
AUGCCAGUUACAGGCACCACGCCAGUUACAGGGACCACGCCAGACCACGCCAGUGACAGGGACCACGCCAGUUACAGGCACCACGCCAGCUACAGGGACUACGCCAGUUACAGGGACCACGCCAGUGACAGGGACCACGCCAGACCACGCCAGUUACAGGGACCACGCCAGGACCACGCCAGUGACAGGGACCACGCCAGACCACGCCAGACCACGCCAGUUACAGGGACCACGCCAGUUACAGGGACCACGCCAGUGACAGGGACCACGCCAGACCACGCCAGACCACGCCAGUUACAGGGACCACGCCAGACCACGCCAGACCACGCCAGUUACAGGGACCACGUCAGUUACAGGGACCACGCCAGUGACAGGGACCACGCCAGUGACAGGGACCACGCCAGUUACAGGGACCACGUCAGUUACAGGGACCAGGCCACUUACAGGGACCACACCAGUUACAGGGACCACACCAGUUACAGGGACCACACCAGUUACAGGGACCACACCAGUUACAGGGACCACACCAGUUACAGGGACCACACUAGUUACAGGGACCACGCCAGUUACAGGGACCACGCCAGUUACAGGGACCACACCAACUACGCCAGUUACAGGGACCACACCAGUUUUAGGGACCACACCAGUUACAGGGACCACACCAGUUACAGGAACCACACCAGUUACAGGGACCACACCAGUUACAGGGACCACACUAGUUACAGGGACCACGCCAGUUACAGGGACCACGCCAGUUACAGGGACCACACCAGUUACAGGGACCUCGCCAGUUACAGGGACAACGCCAGUUACAGCGACCAUGCCAGUUACAGGCACCACGCCAGUUACAGGGACCACGCCAGACCACGCCAGGACCACGCCAGUGACAGGGACCACGCCAGACCACGCCAGACCACGCCAGACCACGCCAGUUACAGGGACCACGUCAGUUACAGGGACCACGCCAGUGACAGGGACCACGCCAGUGACAGGGACCACGCCAGUUACAGGGACCACGUCAGUUACAGGGACCACGCCACUUACAGGGACCACGCCAGUUACAGGGUCCACGCCAGUGACAGGGACCACGCCAGACCACGCCAGUUACAGGGACCACGCCAGACCACGCCAGUUACAGGGACCACGUCAGUUACAGGGACCACGCCAGUGACAGGGACCACACCAGUGACAGGGACCACGCCAGUGACAGGGACCACGCCAGUGACAGGGACCACGCCAGUGACAGGGACCACGCCAGUUACAGGGACCACGCCAGUGACAGGGACCACGCCAGUGACAGGGACCACGCCAGUGACAGGGACCACGCCAGUUACAGGCACCACGCCAGUGACAGGUACCACGCCAGUUUUAUGGACCACGCCAGUUACAGGGACAACGCCAGUGACAGGGACCACGCAAGUGACAGGGACCACGCCAGACCACGCCAGUUACAUGGACCACGCCAGUUCUAGGGACCACGCCAGUUACAUGGACCACGCCAGUUACAGGCAACACGCCAGUGAACGGACUAUGAGAGAUAUCGCGACUAGACGAAAAUUUGAAAUACACUCAGACGACGCCAUAUUUUGA